AUGAGUCACAGCUACAAUUAUCAGUCUCUCGCGAACACCGAUUGCCAUUGCCGAAAAAGAACAGAGGUGGAGCAAGACAUUUGCCAAUUCAGCCAUCGAGAACUAGAGGAACUCAUCGAAGAUGGAAUCCUCCCGGACUGUGCUGAAGAGUGUCUCGACGAAUUAACUGCUCAUAUGGCUCUUGGAGCUGACGGGAUGUUCCUAUGGGCUCGCCUUAUGAUUACAUUUAUCCGAUCUCCCGCACAUUCCCAAAGACAAGAGAAUGAGGAUAUUGCGAGAUAUUGA
Messenger RNA from Clonostachys solani, 285 nucleotides. The record is from the annotation of a GenBank genome assembly. NCBI's taxonomy places the organism in Eukaryota, Fungi, Ascomycota, Sordariomycetes, Hypocreales, Bionectriaceae.